Sycon ciliatum is the source of this 2197-nucleotide messenger RNA. RefSeq lists its product as uncharacterized. Bases 241 to 1722 code for a protein of 493 amino acids. The record is from RefSeq and is a predicted model, not a curated record. The transcript has 2 exons. NCBI's taxonomy places the organism in Eukaryota, Metazoa, Porifera, Calcarea, Leucosolenida, Sycettidae. Gene Ontology annotation, cellular component: lysosome. Gene Ontology annotation, biological process: glycoside catabolic process; fucose metabolic process. Gene Ontology annotation, molecular function: alpha-L-fucosidase activity.
AUUGAACUAUUACUAGUUGAAUACUAAUACAUGUAGUAAUACCGAGUAGUCUAGACUACAGACCGUAAUACAGUCUGUAAAAAAAUACUUGGACUGUUGGAGGAACAAAAGUAUCAUCGUAGUGAAGAACUCGAAGCAAACAGUACAAAGUUUUGUACUAGUAGGUAGUGUGCGGCUAGUACUAGCACUCUACACGGUUGUUCUCCAGUCUGAGUGACAAACUAGUUUAGUUUCUCGAAAAUGAAGCCAUGUGUUUGGUUGUGGAUCUGCGCGUGUGCGCAAAUGGCACUAGUUUGGAGCGCGCACAGUGGGAAUGCUCAAUCUCCAGCAGCCUCCAUUCCAAGGCCUUCUGAGCGACAGUUGCACUGGCAGCGCAAGGAGCUGAUCAUGUUCCUUCACUUCGGGGUCAACACCUACACUGGUAGGGAAUGGGGCCUGGGAAAUGAGAAUCCCAACAUAUUCCAGCCGGUCGACCUGAACACAACUCAGUGGGUUGACGCGGCGAAGCGGGCCGGCUUUAAGGAGAUGAUUCUGGUGGUGAAGCAUCAUGACGGGUUCUUUCUGUUCCCUAACCCGUACACCAACCAUACCGUGCAGUACAGUUCAUGGCGUGACUACAAAGGUGAUGUCGCCGCUGACUUUGUGAAGUCGUGCCACGACCUUGGUAUGGAUCCGGCGUUCUACCUAUCCCCCUGGGACAGGAACUACUACAACAUGACCUGGAAGCCGUCCUACAACGCAUUCUACGAGAAGACCGAACAGUGGUUGGUGACGCACUAUGGCCAGUUUUACGAGCUGUGGUGGGACGGUGCCAACGCGGUGGCCAAUCGCUCCGUGCUGUACGAGUGGGACAAGUGGCUGGACAUACUGCGCAGCAGUCAGCCCAGCGCAGUCGGGGGAGGCUGCGGGGGCACGGGAGGCGUGUUCGACUGCGGACCUGACACGGCAUGGAUUGGCAACGAGGGCGGAAAGGCGCCCGAGACCGUGUGGAGCUGGCACACCGCUAGCAUCGAGUUUCCCACCGCAGACAAAGCACCCGUGUACGGUCCAUACUUCUGUGAUGUCAGCAUCCGUCCUGGCUGGUUCUGGCAUGAGAAUCAAAACAAUCAGCUGAAGACGCUCUCGCAGCUUGUCGACAUCUACUUCCAGUCUGUUGGUCACAACUGCAAUCUGCAGCUCAACGUUCCACCCAACAAGUCAGGACUUCUUCAAGAUGGCGAUGUUGCUCGCCUUCUGGAGUUUGGAGAGUAUAUCAGCGCUAUGUACGAAACAGACUUUGCUGCCGGUGGGAAUGCCACAACAUCGAGUGCGGUUGCAGGCCAUCCAGGCAAGGCCGUGGUAGACCCUGAUGUGGACACGUACUGGCAAACGGAGGCUGAGGACAAGGACAUGACGAUCACCUUGGAGCUAACCGGCCAAGCGAACGGCGCAGACAACAGCGCCGCUGCUCCAACAGUGUUCAAUGUAGUCAUGCUUCAGGAGUACCUGCCAGAAGGCCAGAGAGUUGCCCAGCACAUCGUGGAUAUCUCCAAUGAUGGCAAGGGCUGGACAACUGUAGGACUCGGCACCACCAUCGGUAACAAGCGUCUCUACCGUCUCAACGCCGACACCACGGUUCCAAAGAUGCUGCGCUUGCGUGUGAUGGCAACAUCGGGAAGUGUUGGCUCGCCAGCCAUAUCUCGGUUUGGACUCUUCAAGGCAGGACCUCUCACGGAGGAGUAAGUAGAGUCACUGUGGUGAGUGUUCAACUGCCGCCUCUUUCUUGGACUCCAUCUCCUGGUCUGUGCAAUUUUUUUAUGUGACCAGCCAUGCAUUUCCGUUUCCUUUCUAUUCAAGCAGCGAACAGCUAUAUCUGGCAUUGAGUAUUUACAUAGUCAUGUAGCUGACAAGGGUCAUUGUUUUUCCUUCUCUUUAGUAGCUUGGCAGCCAUGCAGGUAAUGGUGGUCUUACACUAGAAAAUAGUAGAGGCACUAGGGCUUCAUUCCAGCUGUGUUAGAAAAUUAUGAUGCAUGAAUUUCUCUCCCUCUAUAUCUCCUUUAGGCCAUGAGUAGGAUUUUCUCAAGCUUAAAAAAAAAGCUUACGAUUGUAGUGCUUCCACGCUUCGUGGAAUGCUUCAUUUCCUGUAAACCUUCAAGUCUACUCAUAGAUGGUUGUACCACACUGUACACUCUCAAUGAUUAUUAUGUAAGUGUGUCCA